AUGGACGGACACGCCGAGGGAAUACGACCGGGGGCUAGGGCCAGGAAAAAGUCUCAGCGCUGGGAUGAGAUGAAUAUCCAGGCCACUUAUCACCCUGCUGACAAGGACUACGGAUUUAUGAAGGUGGAUGAGCCCGGCACUCCCUACCACAGGCCACAGGACAGUGAUGAGGACCUGUUUGCGGGAUCCUCCCAGAGGGUGACUCCUGAAGCACUGGCAGAGAGGUUUGCAACCAUGGACAAUUUCAGCCCCAAGGUCCUUCAGUAUGGUGAUAACAGAAGCUCAGGGUCUCCAGACAAAUUUUACAAGACACGUGAGAUGAAGGACUCCAGUGAUUUUGAUAAGCACCGCAAGGCACACUACAAUGAAGGGAAGUUCUUCAAGGCUCAGAAAAACCUGCUCUUGGAUGAUGAUGAGGACAGCAACAGGAGUAUCAGCAGUGACGGUCGAGGUGUGAUGCUGAACCCAGAGCCCAGGCCUGUGGAGAGAGGCUGGGCAAGAGGACUGGCCAGAGGAGUCAAAGAUGAGACUGACCCAGUGACCAGGAGCCACAUCCUAGAAGCCAAGGAUUCCUCUACCUGCAGAAAUCAGUUUCCUCAUCCUUCAGCCUCCAUUACAUUGGAGCAGGAGAUUGAUGACCAACGCAAGGAAUAUUACAGCAAAGGAAUAUACCUGAGGUCUUGCUCCCACCCAGAGCUUGAGGAGGACACAGAAGAUGAGCAGCGGGACAGUGAGAGCCCAGGUGUCCACCUGGAGGCAAGAGGGCUGAGGACCAGCAGCCUGAUAGAUGAAACCCUGCAGCUUCAAUGGACUCAGGAAGAGGAAAUCAGAAAAUGGAAAAUGUAGCCAGCUGGGGGUGGGGUGGGGACAGCCUCCCUCUGCCUUCACCACCCUAGGGGUAGACAUAGACAAUAAAGAGAAGCAGCACAGGA
Galeopterus variegatus (Sunda flying lemur) is the source of this 932-nucleotide messenger RNA. RefSeq names its product putative type-1 protein phosphatase inhibitor 4. Gene Ontology annotation, biological process: regulation of signal transduction. Bases 1 to 846 code for a protein of 281 amino acids. NCBI's taxonomy places the organism in Eukaryota, Metazoa, Chordata, Mammalia, Dermoptera, Cynocephalidae. Gene Ontology annotation, molecular function: protein phosphatase inhibitor activity. The transcript is spliced from 7 exons. The record is from RefSeq and is a predicted model, not a curated record.